GCUCAGCGGAAGUACUGUCUAUGCGCGUGGUGCUGAAAGUGCCACCUGCAGCAAUGUGGUCGGUAUUUUUUGUCUUUCUGUCUUAUCUAGACAAAAAUUUUGUGAAGGGAGAAUUCCCCAAUUAUUCUCUAGAUGCGGAUAAAGAGAGUAAAGAUGUCCUUUUCAUGCUUAACAGCACUUUUUGUGCCAAAGUUUCAGGCAUGGAGGGAAAUGUCCUUCACCAAGUGUCAAACGGAGCAGAGGAGGUGCGCUCCGUGUAUAACCAAGCGCAUAAACUGGUCGACUGCUCAGUAACCACCAACCAGAUGCAGGUGAAGGCAUUCAUGCAUGUGUGCAGAUUGGGACUGGAGGACCAGAGAACUAACCCAGAAUAUAGGGAGUUGAGUUUUGUGGACAUGACAGAAGCCAAAGUCAACUGUCAAUCGUUCCAGAGGACCUCAAAGCGCGCUGCGGUUGAGAGCGCAGUUGUGCCAACAGCACAGACUAGAGAAAAGACAGAAAAUCAUGUCCACAAAAAAGACGAGCAGGUGCUACAGAGAUCCAAGCGAGGCUUCACUUAUCCCGGAACCCUGUGGUGUGGAGCUGGCAACAUGGCUGAUAAUUACGACGACUUGGGGGAGUUCGCGGCGACAGACAGUUGUUGCCGCGUUCAUGACCACUGCCCGUACGUUAUCCAUGCAUUUUCCUCAAAUUACGGCUACACCAAUUUCAAGUGGCAUCCACUUUCUCACUGUGACUGCGAUAAUGCGUUGAAGGAUUGUCUGAGGAAAGUCAAUGACACCUCCUCAAGGGUGGUUGGCCAGGCUUUCUUUAAUGUCCUAGAGGUGCCUUGUUUUGAGUUCAAAUAUGAAGAGCAGUGUGUUGAGCGGCACUGGUAUGGCGCGUGUAAAAGGUAUGACAUGCUCCCAUUUGCGGUGCCCACUGAGUCCAUCCCGUAUGAUUUUGGAGGCAUUGAUGUUAUUGAUGUUCUGACUCUGGCUCCCCUGGUCCAAAAAAAGAAGAAGACAGGCAUAGAGCAGGACCAGACUGAAGGCCCAACACAGUCCACUGUGUCUGGCUCUCCAACCUCUGGUCCAGAGGAACCCUCCCUCAGGAAUGUGUUCACUGCCGCUGAGGACUUCAUCAAAGUUCUGGCUACAGUAUCCACCUCUCAAGGCACGGCAACAGACACUACCAAAGGAGAGACACAGACCUCGGAGAAGAAAAAAAGGAAGAAUCCUGCAGGCGCCAAGAGAAAAACGAAGAAAAGAAAAGGGAAAGGAAAAGGGAGAAAGAAAAAGCAGAAAAUAUUCUCAAAAGGAGCAGAGGAAGGGAUUACAGUUACAGUUACUCCUACAAAAGCAGAGGAAGUUGUCAAUAAAAGUAACUUUGUGAAUGAGCCUGAGAAAGUAGAACAGUUGAACGGAAAUGUUAAAAGUUUCACUGAUGGUGAAAAAGAUCUGGGAGGGAAAGACAAGUUUAUUAAUGAUGUCAUGAGAGAUGAACCUCGUGUGGAUGAUCAAAGUUCUGCAGAUGCCUCCGUGAACUCUGUCGCUGCUGUCAAAAAGGAGCAGAAUAUUCUUGAGAACCUGGCUUUGAUGGAUCACACAGAAGCAGCAUCUCCCUCCACAGCUACUGCCUCACCCAUUGUGACUACACAGAAAGCCAAAAGGCAGAGGUCAAGGAAGGGGGAGGGGAGGAAAACACAAAGCAACAUAACUCUGACUGCCCCCACAAACAGGGCUGCACACCGUAAUGCCAUUAAAGGGGACCUCCCAGCAAUGACAACAGAGAACUCUGGCACCCAGACCAUGCCCGCCAGCGCUGCCGUAAUCUCUGCUGAACAGCCUGAGAAACAAAGGUUAGAAAGACAGAGUGAAAAGGGACCAGUUACGGCUAUGGCUUCUCCCAUCAGCUCCAUUGUGACUGCCAUCAAAACCCAGAGGUCAAAGAAGAGCGAGGAAAGGAAUAAAAGAAGGAAAAUCACUUCCUUUCUUCCUGUGAUGGGUGUUAUUUUCCAAAACACAACUGAAGUGAAUAUUAAAGUGAUCCCAACAGAGAGAACUAGCACUCCAGCCGUCAACUCAAAUAUUGCUGUUGUUAAUAUUACUGUUUCUGCAGGUCAGUCGGUCUCACACAGACCAGAAAGUUACAUUGAUAAGGGUCCAACUGUAAACUUGAGCGCCGUCAAAUCUAAAAGGCAUAGGCCGAACGAGAGUGAGGGCAGAAAGAUUAGAAGGAAGAAAAUUGCACCAACUCUUUCAUUUGAGGGCUCAUCUCUGCAGAAUAACAUACAAAAAGCCCUUGAAACACUCAACACUGACAUCUCUGGCGUACCGAACAUCCCCACAACCACCAGUGUAGUCACGGCAGAGCUGACUGAGAGGCUAGCACCACAAAGCACCGAGAACCAACGUGGAAAGGGACGUCUCACCUUUACAGCCAGCCGGUACCAUCCCAGGGAGGCUGGGAGAACACUGGGCUCAAAAGAGAGAGAAGGGAGAAAGAAUAGAAAGGAGAUGUCCAUGCCCACUGUUGUCACUGAAAAGGCGCCUGUCCAUAACGACACUGCAACUGAACUGGAGGACAUGACGACUACAUAUCUGACAGCCUCAGCGUCAACUAUCUUAUCCGGAGUCGAUCAAGUAAGAGAGUUCAGUCCACAGAGAUCUGAGAACCAAGGAGAACAAGCCUUCUUUCAUGUGCCGGCCGGCACUCCUACAAUGGAUCCAACACAAUUCACCAUCCAGGAAACAAAGAGACUAGGCAGAAAGAAAAGGAGAAAACCACCACACACAGACUCAUACUGAUAACGUGGCUAGUAUAGAAUGAAGGAGUGCAAUGAUGUCCUAGAUGACUAGCUUAGCUCUUGACUAUUGGAAAAACCUGCUAUUCAGACUCAAAUGUAGUUGAUAGUCAUUGAUUUGUUUAAAUUUCGCAAAAUCAACAUUUGUUCUGUUUUUGUUUGCAUUAAUUGAAUGAAGGAUCGGGAUAAUGUUUUGACAUUUUGUAUGCAUAUUAAA
Esox lucius (northern pike) is the source of this 3002-nucleotide messenger RNA. RefSeq names its product protein interacting with cyclin A1 (gene proca1). Lineage: Eukaryota; Metazoa; Chordata; Actinopteri; Esociformes; Esocidae. Gene Ontology annotation, molecular function: A2-type glycerophospholipase activity. The transcript is spliced from 4 exons. The coding region runs from base 21 to 2789 and encodes 922 amino acids. The record is from RefSeq and is a predicted model, not a curated record. Gene Ontology annotation, biological process: phospholipid metabolic process; arachidonate secretion.